UCGGGUAGUAAGUGUUAUUAUCAUGUCUCUUCUUCCUGACGCGUAAAAAUCAACGCGAAGAGGCAUAUGUCUCUCACGGAAGUAAUGUAAUGUGCCGAUGAUAUUAAAGAAAUAUGUUACUCGAGAGCGUCUUGUGUGAAAGAGCCGCGGUCGAAUCUGUCAAUUGACAUUUCAAUUUGAAAUCGGCCCGGUUAACUACGAGGAAGGAAUCGACAUGGAGAAAUCGCCGAACUCGGAAUUCAAAGACAUGUCCAUUUACUGGUCGGUCUUUUUCUUGAAGGCAGCCGGCGUAUGGCUGACGUCGGACGAUAAAGAGGAACGCCACAGGAGAUACGUUUAUGUGUUCAGUAUCUCCGUGCAUAUAUACGGUGUCUAUGUGAACUCCGUUGAUUGUUAUCACAGCUGGGGUAAUCUAAGCCAUUGCAUAUUCUUGAUUAAUAAUACACUGUGCAUUCUGCUUGGUACGUACAAAGUAAUAAUUUUAAGUACUCAGAGAAUGGAGUUCAGGGAGAUUGUCCUGUACGCGCAGAAGAAUUUUUGGCAUUCGAAUUACAGUGGAUACGAGAAAGAGAUUUUUAUGCAGUGUCAAAAGCUUUGCAAACUGUGGGUCCUAGGUACAGGCUUCCUUCUGCAAGCUACCAUAGUGGGCUACGCGAUUACCCCUAUCGUUUGUUAG
Ceratina calcarata is the source of this 676-nucleotide messenger RNA. RefSeq lists its product as uncharacterized. Lineage: Eukaryota; Metazoa; Arthropoda; Insecta; Hymenoptera; Apidae. The transcript is spliced from 2 exons. Bases 215 to 676 code for a protein of 153 amino acids. The record is from RefSeq and is a predicted model, not a curated record.